CUUAUCCAUUAGGCCACGCGGCCUGUUAUCAGACAUGGUGUCUAACUGGCUUAUGACAGCGUCCCUCCUCUGUGUUUACAGAAGUCGUUCAUAUACUCUGUUACACGUGGGGCUUCACGAUUUAACUCGCGUUACUUAUCAACCGCAGUAAAGCUCCCGCGACUUUCUCCGAAAUCAAUCACGAUGCCUGGCCGGCUCUCAGUCUGCCCGCCUCCCCUCGCCUUGGCUGGGGCACACAUAAAUCGAGUCCCCGGCUUUUAGGCCGCAGCGGUGACUGGAGCCACAUUUUUUCUAGCUGUGCAGUACUAGUGAGGGGCAAUUAUUAUUCACACAUCACAGGCACUCAGUGGAAGGUAAUAUAUUAAAAUAAUGAAAAUAAAUAUCUGCCUUAGCCAUUACUGCAGGAUGUGACCUUCUUACCACAUGGAGUGAUCAUGGUAAAUAGAAGAUUUAAUAGAGGAAUACUCCAUUUAGUUAGAUUUUACCAAAGAUUAAAUAUCUUCUAAUAUUUAACAAUUUAUUUAAGUAACAAUACUAUUUAAGUAUUGUGCAUUAACAAAAAUGUUUUACUAUAUUUUGUCUUAAGUAUUCAAGCUACUCAUCAAAGAUUAUGUGCUAUAAUGUUACACAAUUUUAUUUUUUUUAAAUCAUAAUUUGGGUUUAUUUACUAGAUUCACAAUUGUAGGGAAUUACAGUGCCAGUGGAAAAUUCAGGCUACAUACUGGAGUUUAGGUAAUAAACUAAUAGACGGGGUUUAUGCACUAAACACCGAAUAGCAUUGAAUUAAAAUCAAACUUCAUAAAUUAGUUUGUCUCUAAGACUAAAUGUAAUUUAGGUUCUAUGUUUGGUGAAUAUACCCCACAUUGUUGUGUCGACCCCUGGUAUGUUAACAGGUACGCCAUUAACCUUUAACUAUAAUUCGAUAUACACCAGAGUGUUUGUAUUAAACAAGAAAAAGUUGUAAAUCUGGCACAUGCUGUAUAUUACAGUUGUUUUCAUAAAUGUUUUUAUUGUUGCAUAAUCUUUUUUUUUUUUUUUUUUUGCUUGUUUUAAGCACUUGCUGAGGAGCUCUGGAGAAUAUUUACAAUGGAAUUGUUGCUGAGGAGAACCACUUUGCUCUUACGCCCAUGGAAAAUAAGAGCUUGGAGAUGCCACAAAAGCACCUUGGUGUCACCGUUACAAUCAGAAUCCCCUGAUCCAGAAACACAGCAGAGACGCAUGAAUCCAUUGAACAUCCAGAUGCUUUCUAAAGGGUUACAUGAGCAGAUAUUUAGGGGUAAGCAAUACGAGUAUUGUGAAGAAAAUAUUCAAAAAGGCAUAAACCGCUUGAAGACCCAUGACCUUUGGCACCAAGAAACCUCUACUGUCAAUGAUGUAGAACUAAAACUGCCCACCAUGUAUGGAAACAAUAUUGAGGAGCACUUCAAGAUUUUGGCUCAGAAGCAAAGUUUUCCAUACUUGGAGGCAGCUAAUGAACUUUUGCAGUGUCAAAUUCCAGACAUGCCAACUGAGUGGGCCUGGCAAGCUGGAUGGACCAAGUAUACGACAGAUGGACGGAGAGAGUUGGUGGACUUCCCAGAUGAAAGAGCAUUGGUCUUUGAUGUGGAAAUUUGCAUGUCUGAGGGUCAGUGUCCAACGCUGGCUGUAGCUGUUUCUCCUCAGUGUUGGUAAGACACUCACAGUGAUUGUGGUUAUGGUUCUGUCUUUUUACUUCAUUACAUAAAAGAAUCAGAUUACGUGUGGGUUUUUUUGGUGUUUUUUUCAGGUACUCUUGGUGCAGCAGAAGGUUAAUAGAAGAUCGAUACACAUGGUCUAACCAGCUUUCUCUGUCAGAUCUCAUCCCUCUGGAGACCUCAACAAAUGCCAACUGCAGUGUCAAACGUAACUGGAUGGAGAGGCUGGUUGUAGGACACAAUGUCAGCUUUGAUCGCGCACAUAUUAAAGAACAAUAUCUUAUCAAAGUAAGAACAUGUUAUCUGUGUGACUUCUCUUGGAACAUAUACUAUCCUCAUAUGGAAUCAAAAUAAACCUUUGAAAUAACAUUCAGGGGGUUAUUCACUAAAGUAUAAAUUGUCAGAUUUCAAAGUAAAUUUUAAAUUUCAGGCAACAUUAGCCAAACGGAAAAUAUAGCUGAUGUUGAGAUGUGUUUUUUGGGGGAAGGAGUGGAGUGCAGGAGGAUUCUUCCACUUCAGCUAUUUAAGUUAAACAUUUUUCCAUUUGUUUUUUGACGUACCAAUAAUUCACACUUUGAGGGUCACUAUAGUCACCCAGACCACUUCAUGUCACUGUUCCUGUUCUUUUAACCCUGCAUACAUUGCAGGUAGUUGUGUUUUUUUUUUUUUUGUUGUUUUUUUUUAACUGCAAUGUUUACAUUGUAGGGCUAAGCCCACCUCUAGUAGCUGUCAGUAUAUUAGCCCCUAGUGGUGUUUUUCUGCUGCACUGACUGAGUAAAAAUCUGUGUGCGGCAUUCAAGCUUCUUCUAUUGGUUCCUCUAUGAGUAGCAUUGGAUAGGGACAUAAUGGAGGAGACCAUACCUCCUCUGACUAAGAGGCUCCCUUGCCACUAGAAAAAGGUAAGCAAAAAGCUCAGUUUUAUUAUUUUUAAUAGCAAACUAGAUGAUGGAGUAAACCUUAAUAUUAGUAGGGAGAUCAACAGUAUAGCAUCAGGAGUAUAGGUUUGUAUUGCUAAUAAAUAACCCUGUUUGACAUACAAAACAAUGGCAGAUAUAAUUUGAUUGAGUCAAGUAUUUUUCCUUUUUUCAUAUCAAUUAUAGUAUUAGAAUUUAGUAUUCUGGUACUUUGGAUAUAUGCACAGGGGCAUAUAACAUCCUAUAUGUGCAGAGCUAGCUAUCUCACAACAGAUACCGGAUAUUUUAAGUUUGGGUUUAACUAAUUUUACUCAAAUUGGCAGCAUUAUAUUUUUCAUAUAUUUAUUAUUCAAGAAAAAUCUGGGAUUGCUUUUUAUAGUUUUAGAUUCAUAUUGAUGUUCUUAUUGUCAAUGUCUGUGUAUUUGGCUAUUUAUGUUCAUGUCUUGCAAUGUAAAUAAUUCUCAUUUACUGUUUAAAUUCUUGGCAGGGCUCAAAAAUGCGUUUUAUGGAUACUAUGAGCAUGCACAUGGCCAUAUCUGGCCUAACUGGUUUUCAGCGGAGUCUGUGGAUGGCCAGUAAGUAUGGUAAAAAGAGGGGAGUACAGGAGGUAAAGCAACAUAUCCAGAAAAAUCAGAGGAAGUCUGAUGGCCCUGCAGUAAGUAUGUCAUGACAGGAACAUUUUGAGUUGAAAGAUUUUUUUUUUUUUUUUCUUUUUCAUUAAAUUCUUCUUGAUGUUUUUGAGUAUAAAGUAUUGUUUCAUGGUCUAAUUGAUAAUAACAUGGUCUGCUGUGGCCCAUAGUUCGAAGCGUUUUGUUACGGUUCUGGUAGAGCUAUUUCCAUAUCACUGACUAUUGUGUUACUGCUUUUUGUUCCAGAUCAGUUCCUGGGAUUGGGUAAAUAUUAGCAGCAUUAACAACCUUGCUGAUGUUCAUGCCCUUUAUGUUGGUGGUCCACCACUUGAGAAGGAGGCCCGGAAUCUUUUUGUGAAGGGAAGCAUAAAAGAUAUUCGAUUAGAGUUCCAGGUAAGAAUUAAUUCAGAAGUUCUUUUUCGCCCAUUGAUAGUUGCACAAACUCUGAUGCUUUGUUAAAGGGACACUGUAGGCACUUUAGCCCAUUGAAGUGGUCUGGGUGCCAACUCCCAUCACCCUUACCCCUGCGCAUGUAAUUAUUGCAGUUUUUAUAAACUGCAAUAAAUACCUUGCAGGGUUAAGUCCUCCUCUAGUGGCUGUCUAUUAGACAGCUACUAGAGGGACUUCUGGCUUCUUAGACGAAUUUUGGUUGUCUAAACGACGCUGGAUGUCCUCACGCUAUGCAUGAGGACCUCCAGUGUCGCCGGAAUCCUCACAGGAAAGCAUUGAAUUCUUUCCUAUGGGGAGGUCUAAUGCGCGUGGCCAUUGCCACACAUGCGCAUUAGGUCUCCCCUGCCAGCGGAUUUCGGCAGGGGAGGAGCGAGGGACAGCGGUGCUGGAUUUGGACAAGUGUCUGAAGGGCUUUUAACCCCUUCAACAACAUGGGAUGGGGUAGAGAGGGGGGGGGGCACUCCAAGAUUCUCGGGUUUGUUUUCCUGGCACUAGAGAUUCCCUUUAAACUCUGGUGUAGAAUAGUUUGCUGUAAGGAUGCUAUGGGGACACAGAUAUUGAGCCUAAUCAAAAUAUUCUCCCUGGAGCAACUCCCUUGGACUGCAGGGGUACAGGGUGUCAUUGUAGCAGUAAUAGGUUGUGGGUUUUCAUUUCUCUUAUGUGCAGUAUACUAACUCUGUGCAGAAAGAUGAAGUUAUGUUAUUUCAUUUUUGUACUGUUAGUUGAUAUGAUGCAAGAACAAGUAAGGGGUUCUAUAAAUUAUCCGUGUUAUUGUACAUGCAUAAACCACACGCUGUCUGCCAGUCAUAAGGGAUAUUAUGUUGCAUCUGCACUCUCUCCUCACUGCAGGAUAAGGAGGAGAGGGAAUGAAACAAGUUUUAUGUCGGUGUGAUUUAACUUACUUAUGAAUUCUGGAGUUAAGUGGCUGGCAUAUUUUUUUGUGUGAGAAGCAUGGCUAAUAAAGGCCUUGAUUACAUUUCUGCCAGUAGCAUUUGUUGUCUGCCACAAAGCCUGUUUAUUGGUGCAAAUCAAUGGGUUAUUAGGAGCCAAUUAAGACGAUUAUUGCUUUUUAUUUUAAUUUAAUUAUACUUUUUUUAAAAUAUACAUUUUGGACACAGUGCCAUUUAUCAAGGACACGUCAUCAAUGUUUUAUUUUUGCGUGCGCAACAGAGCUGUGCUUAGGACACUGGCUAGAUCAGUAUCCUUUCUAAGGUAGGCAUGGUAAGUGUAGACAAUAAGAAACACUAUGUGGCCCCUCUGCUUUCCCCUGUGGCAGUUAAAGGGUCACAUUUUGUGAAACAGCAGGAAGCGACUCUAGUGGCUGUCUGGCAGACAGCCACUAGAGGCAAUCUUGGCACUGCCAUGUAAACAUUGCAUUUUCUCUGAAACUGCAAUGUUUUACAUUGCAGGGCUCAGUGGGACAGGGACACUGCACCCAGACCACUUCAAUGAGAUGUAGUGGUAGGGUGCCUAUAGAGUCCCUUUAAGACAAAAUAGGGACUAAUAUUCUUCCUACACUUGACAAAUCUUGACAAAGAGUGGAGCUUACGGCAAGCACCACUUAAUUUGUCAAAUAUUAUUUUCCAUUCCAACCAUAGUCACCUUUCCAUUUAGUCAAUACUCUCUAAUCUCGUGAACUAAGCUCUUUCUUGGGGGCAUGAGAGUGGGCAUGAGCAAAAUUAGAGAGGAGGGAGUUAGGAAGGACAGGUAAAGGCAGUGAGAAGACAUCACAGCCAGGCUUUUUAAGAGGGUGUUGGACUUUAAGAAGAUCUGGCAAAGAAAAUGAGGGAGUUUUUAAAGAUAAGAAUAGGGGAUCUGUCCCCCUUCCCUCCCCACCCAAAAAAAAGGCUGUGAACAAUAGGAACUAUAAUAGGUUCGAAGGGGACAAAAAAAUUAGAUAAAACUAUCUAUUUUAUCUAUAUGGACUUGAAAACCAAAUUACAAAUUAGUUGGUAAAAUAUCUGAUUUGCAAAAAUUUUCCAGCUCGGCUUUAGUCACAGCUUGGCUAUAUUAGUCUAGAUUUUUCGGUAUGGUUUAGGUGUCAGCAUUUAGAAUUUUAAGUGCCUUCAAAAGACCAUCUGUUACUCUAAGAUGUACUUAUAUAAUAUUGUGUAGCACUACUGCAAGUAUUAGAAUUCCAUUGUCUCUUAAUGAUUACGGUUUAUUUUGUGAUUAAAGGAACUCAUGAAAUACUGUGCCCUUGAUGUCAAAGCAACACAUGAGGUGUUUCUGGAAGUGUUCCCCUUAUUUAUGGAGAGGUAAAGUGACCUACGUAUUUGGAUUUUGGCAGCAGAUACACAUCCUGCAAUUAGAGAGCAAUUAUGGCCUAUUAUAAUAGAAAAGUCAUGUUUACUUAUUUUCUGUUUUGUUUUUUUCUGUGCAAUAUUUUUGUUUGUGGAAUUUAUAACACUUACUUUGCUUCUUAUUAUUCAUUCUCAGUUUUAUACAUUUGCACAUACUUAAUUCAAGCAAUAAAGAGAAGAGGGUUUGUUGUACUACAAUUAAUAAUAGCCAUUUGUAAUUUCAUACUUUGUAACACACUAAUAUAACUUUUUUUUCUUUUGUUGCGUCUGUCAAUAUCAUCUUUUUUAUGCCUACCUGUAGCAGCCAGGAAGCAAUGUUGUAGCCAUAUAUCAUUCCCUUUUAAAGGGACACUGUAGGCACUGUAACCAUUGAAUUGGUUGUACUGUCUGGUGAGGUGAAGCAGUUACAGUGCUGAUAAUGUCCCUUUAGUAUUUCCAACGAAAUACUUAAAGGGAACCAUCUUCUUCCUGGAGAUAUUUUUUUUUUUUUUUUUUAUACGCUUAAAGAGACACAAACUGAUUAUAGUGUUUUGUGUCCUCUGGCACUGAACCUCCAUUCAGUAUUAACCUAUUUUAGAGCAGUUUGCACUAAAAAAGGGUCUCUGGCUACCCACAGUCUGGUCCUUUUUGGAGGUAUGGCUAAGGCAGAGAUUACACACUUCCUUCUAGUCAUACCCAUUCAUACUGUCAGUUGGAGUUCUAAUAUGCUGAAAGCAGUCAGCUUACUUACUCUACAAAUCACAUCUGUUCAUUGCUGCUCAAGCUAAUUCCUCAUUAGCCAAAGCUGAGGGUAUAUGGACUUCUGGAAACUCUUAUUUUGUAUUAAGUGGAAACAUUAAAAACGGUUUAAUGCUGAAUUAAAUUAUGGCACCAUGGAAUUCCAGACACUAUAACAAGUUUAAUGAGAUAAAGCUUAAUCUUGAGUAGGAUGCCUUAAUUUUCAGUUUGUCCAUGUGGCCUCAGUUACCAACAGUCAUUUAGUGCCUUCUCCAGAACUGCAUGACUUUUUGUUUUAUAAGUUGAUGGACAGGGUUGGCGUGGCCACUAAGCGAACUAGGCAAAUCACCUAGGGUGCAUCGGCCCGGGGGAUGCAGAAUCAGUUUGACUGGGAGGAGGAAAGCAGAGCACAGUGCUUUCCCCUGGUCACAUCAUGUAGCGUGGUCGAGCUGUGGACCGCAGUAAAGGAGCUUCAGUAACCUCUAACCCAUCUGACAGGAAGUGUGCACGAUUAGUGCCGAACUAUGGUCCAUGGCUCCGCCUCGCUACACAGGAGGAAGGUAAGCUAAAGGGUAGAGAAACCACAAUCUGUACGAGGGGGGAGGAAGAAGCCAUAAAUGGGGAAGAGAUCGUAAAGGGACAGCGGGGGGGUAGAGACCGCAAAGGGACAGGGAGGGGGGUGUGAGACCACAAAGGGACAAGAGCGGGGUAAAGGAACACAAUGGGACGGGGUAGCUGGUCUUGCUCAGGGCGCAAAAUAGUGGCACUGGCACUGUUAGUGGAUAGGGGAAAAGAGUUCUUGUUUUCUGCAAACUCUAAACCACCAUAGUGCACUCUUUGUACAGCAGCCAGAAAACACUAAUGUAGAAUUCUUAUGCAAACUGCAAUAGGAUGAUCAUGUCAAAAUUUUACUUAUUUUUUUUUUUUAUGAUUUCAAAGAAUGUAUCUUUCAAUAUUAUAGGCAAGAUAGGGACAAUAAAGUGUAUGUACAAAUCGCUCCUGACUAGUUUGGUAUAUUGGUGUGUAAAGUCACGUGAGAAUUUUAUGCAAUGUUCUAUGGGACAAGAGAAACCAACCAUUGAAUCUGUUAUUUAUUUUUCUUCAGGUGCCCUCAUCCUGUGACCUUAGCAGGGAUGUUAAAAACUGGUGUUUCCUUCCCCCCUUUGCAACUAAGGGCUAUCUGGAUACAUUCUGUCAACUUUGCAAAGAUUUGAAUCGCACAUGAUCCAGUUUAUAGCCAUAUUGGGUUGGUUUUUGUAAGGCUCUACACCAUGCUUUAACUCCACUCACCCCAUUAAGGUGACUAGUAUUCCCAAAGAAUCAAGAGUGGUGUGAUUCCUUUAUGACAUUAUGAUUAUGUCCAUUUUUUUUUCCAUUUUACGCAAUGUUCUAUGGGACAAGAGAAACCAACCAUUGAAUCUGUGAAUAAUGAUAGUAAAAUUUAAAAUGUUGGAAUUUUAUUUAUUUUUCUUCAGGUGCCCUCAUCCUGUGACCUUAGCAGGGAUGUUAGAAAUGGGUGUUUCCUAUUUACCUGUUAAUCAGAACUGGGAGCGAUAUUUGGAUGAAGCCCAGAGCACCUAUGAAGAGCUCCAGAAGGAAAUGAAGAAGUCCUUAAUGAACUUAGCCAAUGAUGCCUGCCAGUUUCUUAAUGGAGAUGCGUAUGUGAAACCCAUUACUGAAUGUUGCUUUAUGCUGUUAGUGAAUGGAAUUUCUUAAUUCCCCAUAUUCCAUCUUCUUCUCAUAAUUUAUUUUAUCUCCAAUGUUUUUUGAAUUUGAAGUGUUUAUUUAACAUUUCAGAACAUAGCAGUGCGUGAUAACAGAUGUGUGCAGCAUGAGAUGGUAAAAAUGUAAAUCUCAAAAUAGAGAGAUGAUGAUAUAAUACAAUUAAGAAAAAGGGUGUAGGAGGAUAAGCAGAGAAAAGGAAAAUGAACAAAUGUAUUUGGUAUGCUGUGUAUUUGAGCAAUUUAUAGAGGAGUCUACUGUCUCACAUACUCACAACAUCAAAAGGCAUUACCAGUGGGGCAAGCACUUCCAGCCAGAGGGACUGAUUUUGGGGAAAACCUCCGUAGUUUCAUUUAUAGUAGCUGUCCGUUUUUAAAUCCUGAAAAUAUAGUAGAUUUUUUUUUUUUUUUUUUCAAGUCAACCUCGGCUGGGUCAGGUGAUCCAUGGUAUCCUUUUAUAAACAUGCUACUUUCAUGCUUACAAGUUUAUUAUUUUCUCAGAUAUAAAGAAGAUCCAUGGCUUUGGGAUUUGGAGUGGGACACACAAGAAUUCAAACAGAAAAAAACUAAAGUCAGUAAAAGGCAAAAAGAAGCACGAGAAGGUUUAGAAAUUGCAUUAGGAAAUAAUCUCCUUUCAGAUUUACAUGAAGGUAAGAUGGACAUAUCAGAAAUCAGCAUGUAAUAUUCAUGAAUUGCCUAUCUGACCUGCCACCCACCACUUUAAGGUAACUUUUAAAUUGAAUAAUUGACAGCAGAUAAGAUUAACUGAAAAGGGUUUUGAACAUAGGCGUGCGCCGCCAAUUGCAUUAGGGUGUGCACCCUAAAGCACAAACACACGCCGCGUGUAUAUACAUACACUGCUGUGUGAGGGUGGUUUGAGGGUGCUGUCUGUGUGUGUGGGUGCUGUGUGUGAAGGUGCUGUAUUUGUGUGCCUGCUGUGUCUGUACUGUAUGUGUGUAGGUGCUGUGUGUGUGGGUGAUAGUGGAGGUUGGGGUACAUUACUUAAUAUCCCCCCUCCCUUCUUACCUUAUGUAGGGAGGGGGGAUUCUUGUUCCUGCUGCUUUCCCUGGUGGCCAAGUGGAGAGUGAACUCUAGCCUGUAGGGCUAGAGUUCACUCUCGCGAGAUCUGAGCGUUGCCGCGGCAACGCUCCGACCUCAUGAGAGGAAACCUGGCGGAGUUGUUGGUUGAGCUUCCCGGAUCCUCUCCUGCCUCCCUCCAUGCUGCAGUGGGAGGGAGGCUGAGAGUAGAGCCGGCGCUCGGAUAGCACCGGCUCUGCAUGAGCCGACAGGGGAGAUCCUGAGAUCUCCCCUGCCGGUCUCAAUACAUAGGCGUGCCGCAGGGAUUAGGGUGUGCCCAGGCACACCCCGUGCACACGCCUAUGGUUUUGAAUGCUUUUUGUUUGCUGCAAACACCAUAGGUGUCUGCAGCCAUUAGGAAUGCCUGAAAUAAUCUCAGCAACUACCUCUGAUUCCUCUUUAAUGAACGACAUAAGUUUGAAUUGCAUUAUAUAUGGAAAUGGCAAUAAUGUUUUAAGGAUCGUUUAUAGAUCUGUAAAGGUGUUUGUACAUUGACCUACAGGUGCUCCUCCUUCAUUAGACAGAAAUGUGGAAAACAAACUAGGAUGCUUAAUCUGGAGCAUCUAUUAUGUUCGUCACUCUGAGUUAGAAUAUGAAAGUAUUUAUUUGUAAAUAUUUUUUUUUUUGGUACGAGGGCACUAGAAAAUUUUAAAACAGAUUACAAUAUAACUAUAACACUUGGCAUUUCAAAUGCAUGAAAUAUUGUCUUUUUCAUUGUAAUUUGUUAUCAUAGAUCCUGGACCACCUACUGAAGAACAGGAGUCCCAGCCUCCAAUCAGUAAGACGUACUUAGAAAAUCUCAAAAACAAGACUUUACCUUCCUUACCAAAAAGAACGCAGCACUUGCCUGGUCAUCCGGGGUAAAAGAUCACUUUAAUAAAGUUCACAAAUCAAAAAUGUGAUAUACACAGUGUUUUAAUUUUUAUAUUUGUUCCUAUUAAACAUGUGUUUCCAAAUUUUAGAUGGUACCGUAAACUUUGCCCUAAACUGGAUGAUCCUGAAUGGGUACCAGGCCCAGGACUUAUUAGCCUUCAAAUGAGGUUAACACCUAAGUUAAUGCGUUUGACGUGGGAUGGCUACCCGCUGUACUACUCUGAAAAAUAUGGAUGGGGUUAUCUUGUUCCUGGAAGGAAGGACAACCUUUUGGCCAGUCCAGAAGAUGCAGAGGCUAUUCCGUGUCCUUACAGGUAUGUGACAUUUAUAUGCAUGGUGUUAGGUUUUGGUCUAUUUAUCUUUUUCCUGGGGGUUGCCUUCACCAAGUCUAUCUUGACCACUAAUUUUUCUUUUCCUCUCCACCCCCCAAGAGUUAUUGAAACAGUUUUCAUGGAAUACAGUAAAGGUAAAGAGAAUAUUAACUUGUCACAGGAGGCCUCCCUACAGGAUGAUUUUAUGCUGACAGAAGACCAGACCAUCUGGCAAAAGGUAGAGUGUUAAAAAGUCACACCAAUUCUCUGAAAUUGUUUAUAGUUAUUUUAUGUGCACCAUUAUACAUCCUAGGUGGAGGAAUUAAGUCGAAUAGAGAUGGACCUUGCCUCUGAAGCAUCAACAACCAGUACAGUGAGGAAAAGAAACAAAACUAUAUCAGUGAGUUCUUCUCUAUAACUUAAAGCGUAAUGGUUUGUGUAACUAAAUUUUUGGGGUGACGGGCCAGAAAAGCCUUGUGAUGAUGCUGACAGAUUGAAAUACUAGUUUAUUUUUAUUAAAAAGAGUCCUACUGCUGUCUGGUUACUCCAUUUUCAUAUAGUGGUAUAUGGAAAAAGCCUUCAUAAGUAUGUUGCUGUGGUUUUCUAUUUCCUGAAGAGCCGUAGAAGCUCAAACUUAGCACUGAGAGUCCCACCUCUUCCCUCCUGCCUAAUAUUACAUAGUCAUCUUACUGACCAGAAUUCAGGAUAUCUGUUAACUUUUUUUUUUUAAAAGACUUUAUUGUAAAUAUUAGUAUUGAUUUUUUUAUUUUAUUUUUUGGAAACGUAUCAUAAUAACUUUGAAAAUAUUCAAUAGAAAACAGUUUAUAAAAAAUAAAAAAAAAGGGGGGGGGAUUUAAUGAUAAAGGUUAAUUAUGAUGUUCUACUCCAACCCUCUUUUUUUUUUUUUACUUACCCUUAUAUAAUAAGGUGUUUUUGAAUCCCCAGUUCAUAUACGGACUCAAAAGGUCCCUCUUAUGUAUUUAAUAUGUGGAUGAAUUGACUUUUCUUUACAAAAUCUGAAUGGAGCAAUGCAGCACGAUGGUUAUCGUAUUCGUUUAGAUUGCCAAGUGCUGAUUUACAUUUUACUGGGCAGGGUUAUAUGGGAUAUGCUUAGCACGGCCCUUGAAAAUCAAAGAAGGGCAAUAAUUUGGUGAGAAAUCUAAGUUACAUCCUAUUAUACGGGAGAAUUCACUGCAGAAAGUUGCAAGUCUAUCUAGUUUAUUGCAAAGUGGGAAUCCACUCCAGCUUAGAGUGUAUCUUAAUUUAUUAUUGCACAUGUUGAUUCACAUUUUCUUUUAAAUGAUUUCAGUCUUCAAAAAAGUAGACUUAGAAGUUGUAUAACUUUUAUAAUAAUCCCCAUCUGUUUAUUAAUAAAUCUAAUUGUGGCGAGUGUCCAUUAGGGGACAUUUAGGAAUUGUGGACUGUUGGUAACGCUGCUUUCAGCACAGGUUGUACAGGACAAUACCAUAUGCAAAUAUUUAACAAAAAAUGAUUAAAUCUAAAGAACCAGCUGGUACUCAAGAAGAUGCACAAAGCAUACAAUAAAGUUUCAAGAUUGAUGCUAAUUAGCAGGUUAUGAGAUCCAAGUAUUUUUCAUCAUUUUAUUUGUGUCUAUAUUUAUGUACAGUCCCGUAUAAUUUAAUUGUUUCAGAAGCUACCUGGUGAAGUAGAUCCAGAGAUGGAAGGCUCACCUGCUAAUCACCAUGGAAAUGGACCAUGUAAUGACGUCAAUGUAUCAGGCUGCUGGUUCUACAGACUGCCGCACAAAGUGAGUUGGGAAGUGAAUUCAAUUUGCAUGACGAACAUUAUUCUUAAAGGGACACUGUAGGCAUCCAGACCACAUCAGCCCUUUGAAGUAGUCUGGGUGCCAGCUCCCAUCACCCUUAACCCUGAGCAUGUAAUUAUUGCAGUUCUUAUAAACUGCAAUAAUUACCUUGCAGGGUUAAGUCAUCCUCUAGUGGCGGUCUCCCUAUGAGGAGAUCCUAAAGCGAGUGUGGCAUUGCCGCCCAUGCGCAUUAGGUCUCUCCAGCCGGCGGGGGAGGAGCGUGAGCAGAGAUGAGCCAGCGGGACAUCAGUGCUGGACCCAGGUAAGUGAAAGAAGGGGUUAUUAACACCCUUGUGCACCACGGGGGUAGGCCUUGACAGAAAGGGAAGCUACAGUACCAGGAAAACAAGUUUGUUUCCCUUUAACAUUCCAAAUUCGGCUUUUGUUAUUGCAUCAUAAGCUGGUUACGUGGAGCAUCUUUAAAAUCCAUUUGAAUGUGCAAUAAAAUCUUACUACGUAAAUACUUUAAAAAGGGAACUGUCACUAUAGUGGGCCUUUGCCUUUUUUUUUUCUCCAAAGACCCCACAAGGUGACAUGUCUAGUCUGACUGGCAAAUGUCCAUUCUGUGCACAUUUAAAUACAUAUUCAUUUUCUGAGAGAGGUCAGCUGAUGCUUUCAGACAGUGAAUGAACAUCAGGAACGAUAUCCCGCUUCUACAAUUCUGCAGAAGCCUGAUGUAAAACCGUACUUCACAGGAGACCAGGCACCCAGCCAGGUCCAGAUAAAAAGGCCAGGGUUUUUCUGUCAUUAUAAUGACUACCGUGGGAUGUUUGGAGUAACCCUUUAGGCAAUAGCAGUGAGGUGCUAUAGUAAUCUAUUACACAUUGCGCAAAAUUAUGCAAAAUAAUCCUGUUCCCAUCAGCAGUCGCAGGAUAUAGCUAAUGGGAAAUAGCAGUCUUGACUCAACCUUUUACCAAGAAUUGGCAUUUACAUAAGACAUAGUAGUACCUACUUUGCCUCAUGCAUAUCUUUUGAUUGCAUUGUAAGUUUUGCACAUGCCAUCUUGGUACUACUUUACAAGUUAGAAGUGAUGAACAAUGUUUUAAACACAAUUACAGGUACUAGUGCAUUCCUUUUUUAGUCUUUGUUUGGUCUUAAUAGUUAAAAAGAAUUAUGAUAGACUAUAUAAUACUGUUACAUUAUACUUUUCCAUGUAUUCAUUGUUGAAUUCAUUGAUUAUGCAGAGAUGGAAGGCAAGGUGGAUGGGAUACUGAAAAAUAAGAGAGACAGAGUAAAAAGGUGGGACAGUCAAGUUCUGAAACUGGAGUUACGUAUGUGAUCAGUCCAGUGAUGGCUAACCUGGGCACUACAUUUUUAAUGAUGCUCAGUCAGACCUAAAGGGACACUCCAGUCUGAAUUUCAACCAUUCUUUUUAAUGUCGUAUUAGUUAUUGGUUUAAAAACAAAUUGUUAUUGAAGUUUUUUCAUGUACUGCAAAUAUCCAAGUUUUGAAGCAUCUGCAGUUAAGUCCUGCCUGACCAAGAAAUAACUGGUUUGCACUUGAACUGCACUGUAUGUAAACUCAUAGCAGCUGGUUUAGCUGCUUUCAGCUUACAAACCUGUCCCCUCAUCCUAUAUGAUGAGUAGAACUACGGCUGUGAGCUAACCCAUGUAUACUAGGAACUCCCAAACAGAAGUUUAUAGGAUUAUGAAACAGAUUGAUAGUCUCCUGGUCAGAGAAAGGUCUUCCAGCUGCAACCACUUGCCUGUACAAAUGUCAGCAGCACUAGGAAACUAAAAGGGAAGUGAUAUUUGUAUUGUACUUUUUCCUCCCCUCCCAUUAUAUAGGAUGGCAUCACAAAUAACGUUGGCAGUCCUUUUGCAAAGGAUUUUCUUCCAAAGAUGGAAGACGGCACCUUGCAGGCUUAUAUUGGUGACACCAGCGCAACACGGGCUCUAGAAAUUAAUAAGAUGAUAUCAUUCUGGAGAAAUGCUCACAAACGCAUAAGGUAACAUCAUUUUAUUUUCAUAGAUUGUACAUUUGUACAGAGAUUUAACAGUUACAGGUUAGAGCUGCCCAUUCCAACCUUUUUCUUGUUAUUACAGCUCCCAGAAAGUAGUAUGGCUGAAAAAGGGAGAGCUGCCGCGGAAUAUUAUCAGGUAGAUUGCUGUUGGCUCUGAGGUUAUUACUAUUGUAGAAUGAUACUACACUAUAGUGAUUAAGGUAAGGAAUGAAUGUCAUAGGAUUUAAAGGAUCCAUACAGGGUUAUUCACUAAAGGCAAUUUAAAGUGAAUUUAAAAUUUAAGGGCAAAGUAGCUGAACUGGAAGUGUAGCUAACUUGGAGAAUGUCUUAUUUUCAGCUAUCUUGCCCCAAAAUUUGAAAUUCACUUUAAAUUCCCAGCAAUUCUCAUUUUAGUGAAUAACCCUGGUGGUUGUCAAUACAAGGCACACAUCUGAGAAUGAGCAUUAAACAUACCUGGGAGACUUUAAAUCUCCCCAUUAUAGUCACAUGAUUAAUCUAUCUAUGUCUGUUAAGCUUCCAUCCGAUUCUUUUGGGACUUGAUUAGUAUACAAAAUAAAGCCCUGAGCUCAAACUCCAACUACUCCUAGGCAGCAACAAUGACUAUAGUACAUAGCAGCCCAAAUCCAUAUAAUAAAAAACAAACAAAAACAGUUACUUACACAUUAUCCUAAAUCCCCAUUGCACAUUCAAAUACCUGGAGGUACUUUCGUAUCACUCCAACCACACUCAAGUCUAAGCUCACCUGCCACAUCAAGGUAAAACCUCUACAUGAACAAUUCCUCUUGCUGUCUUCAGCUAAAAGGUAAAAUCUCUGAAACUCAGAGCGGUAUUUUUCUAAACCCUGCACACUUAUUAACCCUUAAUAGGGAACACAUGGGGUGAGCGGCAGUACUGUAACAUGGCUGUGUGAUAAAAGAAAAAAGCAAAUACAGAAAAAUUUGUACUAUAGCCAUUGCUGUUGCCCAGAAUUAGUUACACAGUCGUGUUACAGUGCGGCCACCACCAGAUGUUAAGGAUUGAUAAUUGUAGGGGUUCAGAAAAAUACCCCUCUUUGUCUCAUGGGAGAUUUUACUUUUUAGCUAAAAACUGCAAGGUGAAUUGUUAGAGUAGGACUCACCUAAGAUGUUUUGCCUUGACAUGGCAGGUGAGCUUACACUUUAAUGGCCGUUGGAGUGAUAAUAAAAACCUCCAGUUAUUUAAAUGGGCAUAGGGAAUUGGGAUAGUGCACAAGUAACCUUUUUUUCUUUUGUUUUUAUUGGGAAUUAAUUAGUGCCUUAAAUGCAUUCUAACACAUGCUGGAAACUGAACUGCAUGUGUUUAUGCACGUUUACCAUUCCCACUUCUCUGAACUUCCCCUAUUGGCUGAAAACAGACAAGCAAACCAUUAGGAAAAAAUGUAACUCUCCAUAGGGGUUUGUGACUUUUACUGGUUUAUAAUGCUUUUUUUUAUUCAUUUUAAUGCAAGAUUGGAGAUUUUAUUCAAAUGCUAUGUGUAGAUAUGUUUGGCCAUUUGCUGGCCUUUUUAUCAAUUACUAGGGUUGUUUUCUCACUACUUUUGUCAGCUUGGACCAUAUAUGGUUCAUUUUGGGGUAAAGGAGUAGGCACUUUGGCUGGAGAAAUGCGUGCCGUUGAUCUAAGAUCAGCCAUAAAGAAGAUUUAACUUUAAAUAACACAUCACUAUAUACCAAACAUAAAAACACUGAUCAUCAUUAUAGAACAAAUUAAAAGGACAUUAAAUAUAAAUCUCCAAUAGAUGUCUGCUAAACCAGUCCCCUCAUUAUAACCAAAAUCUCACUCCCUUCAAUUGAGGAAGGAAUGGGUUGUUAAAGGAAGAAAACCACUAACAUUGAUCCACCACUGUUCCCAGUUACAGUUUCAAUUAUGGAUAGAGGACUGCUUUGUGUUGUGAUUGAGAAAUUAUUACAUCUCAUAUUGGUGCUAAUAUUUCAUUGGGUUUAGAGAACAAGUUUUGAACUGCCUGAAUAUUCUUCAUAACCUCUAAUCAUUUUUGAUUCUAUGCUUGAAUGUGUUGAAAAUUGAAUUUAUUAUAAAUAUUAUCUAAUCCAGGAACCCUGAAUUUGAUGAAGACAAUAAGUAUGGCGCCAUCCUGCCUCAGGUGGUCACAGCUGGAACAAUCACACGCCGAGCUGUGGAGCCCACAUGGCUAACUGCCAGCAAUGCACGAGUACGUGAUCAGUGUAUCUGUAUGUAAUAAUGUGGUUUGUUAUGUCUUCUCUGAAGUGGCAAACUCAUGUGGUGUCCUACUUAAAGCAGCAUGAAACACCCAAUAUAAUCGUUAUGAAAUACUAAUUUUGACUCUGUUGGAAUUCCAACCCAGUCAAGAUAUAUACUGAGAGAGAGUAGGGACUACUUUGUCUAUGUAUAUUUCCUACCCCUGACACAUCUAGAUACUGGGCAGAGGAAGGAAUGGUCUCUGUCUGUGGAGGGUCCCACUGUCUCAUGGGUCCUCCAUAGACUUUAAUGCUGUACACCUGCGUAAUCGCGAGACCAAAUGAAAACAGAAUGAUACACACAAAACGUAUAAAAAGCUUAAUAAACAACUUGGCCUUUGGGUAAUUUCCACUCCAAAGAUUUUAAACAAGUUUAUCGCAUCUGUGCUGUACCAAUGACACUACAAGGUCAACCUGUUCCAACAACAUGAACUGUUGAGCAACUAAAGGCCAGAUGUAUCCACUCUACAGGAGAUACCAUAAACCCUAGAUCAGGGGAGUCUGAAAGGUAGAUCUUUAGUUGUUGUAUGACUACACCUUCCAUGGUGCUUUCUAUAAAAAAAAAAUCAGUGUUCCAGUUUGGGAUCGGUAUAUUGGAUAUCCGUGCACCAGGUGAUUCUCUCAGCCCCUCAUAGACCUUGUCAUUGUGAUACAGCCCGGAUGUGUACACUGUGAGCAAAGAGAUCCAAAUUGGGUUACUCUUUUGGUCUUGUGAAGACAUUAAGAAUGCACAAAUAAGCUGAAAACUAUGUAUAGAAGUUGAGAAUAAAGUGUGUGUGUUUCUCCUUCUCUGGGUGUUUGGGUCCUAUUAAAUGUGUUUCUGCAGUUUGUGUCCUAAAAGUGACUUACAGCUUUGUUUACAAUCCGUGCUCGUUUUCCUUUUACUGUUUUUCAGACGGACCGUGUGGGCAGUGAAUUAAAAGCUAUGGUCCAGGUACCUCCUGGUUAUCAUAUGAUCGGAGCGGAUGUAGAUUCCCAGGAACUGUGGAUAGCGGCGAUUCUUGGAGAGGCUCACUUUGCAGGACUUCAUGGUAUAAAUCAGCUGCAAGGCACAUUUUAGCAAUGCAUGUUCUUUUAUAUUUUACAAAUAGAAUUUUUUUUUAUUUUUUUUUAACUGCUGAGAUAAACAAAAAAAGUGAGGUUCAUUAAAUGUUAUUCAAAUGCUUUCUGCUAACUCAGUUUAGUGAAUAACGCACUUAAUUGCCUAUUUUAGAGCUGUUAAACUGUUAUUACCUUGUAACAUUUUCAAUUUUGUUGGUAAUUGGAAAUCUUUUAAUUUCUUGUGAGACAUUUACUUUAAAAUAAGAAAAAAAAUAAAAUAAAAAAAUAAAUAUAAAUAUAAAAUGGUAAAUAUAUAUAAAUAAAUAAAAAAUUUAGGUGUGUAGAAGUAUAGUAUACUAGAAAACACACAUUCACUCACACUGAAUGCACAUCAUUACAUAACAGUAUGCAAUAUGUAUUAAACAGAACAGAUUCUUUUUUACUCUGCCGUUAGAAACUGUAAUUAAUUUUGUCGGCAUACUGAUCUGUGGUGCAGUAUAGUUUAAAUAAAUGUGAGCAUUCUAGAAUGUAGAAUGGACUAGACACCUGUCUGAUUAUGUUUCCAGGUUGCACAGCUUUUGGUUGGAUGACACUGCAGGGCAAAAAGAGCAGUGGUACUGACCUGCACAGCAAGACUGCCUCCACUGUGGGAAUAAGUCGGGAGCAUGCAAAAGUAUUCAAUUAUGGUCGUAUUUAUGGUGCUGGGCAGGCUUUUGCAGAGCGCUUGUUAAUGCAGUUUAACCAUCGUCUUACUCAAGAACAGGCAGCAGAAAAAGCAAAGCAGAUGUAUGCAGUGACAAAAGGAAUACGAAGGUGAGUGUAGCAGGACCUCAUUCCUGGCUGUGCACAGUUUUUAUUUUAAUCGUAGGCUGUAUCACAGACUGAGCAGCAAAUUUAAUGGGUUAUUAAUAAUCCACUUUGUUAAAGAGGGUUGGAGAGGACUGGGAAACCUUAACAAAAUGAAUGCUUGUUCAUCUCAUGAAUCAUUAUUCAUCUUGAUAAUGUCAUUUUCAGAACACAAAAAAAGUAGAAGGUAGUAUUUGGAGAUAAAUCUAUUUGCUUUACCAAAGUUACUGUUGGAAAACCUUGUAAUUGACUAUAGCAGUUAUUGAAUGAUUUUGACCAAUACUUGGCAAUAAAGUAAUUAAAAACAAUGUUGGUAAUGUAGAUAUAAAGUCUAGAGUGUUGUUUUGUGGUCCGCUAUCACUCUAUUCCCGACACUAUCCACACAUGCUACGUCCACUUCUUCUCUACGUACUAUGCUUUUCACGUUACGUGGACUAAAGCUUACACAAAGAAAAACCACAGCUAUUUGCAGAGGUACAGCAAGAAGCUAAAAGUCCAACUUUAUGCCAUCCAACUAACAAUAAAAAAAAUCAAGUCUUACAGGACUGGGUGUCAUAUCGGGCAAAUCAGAGAUGCAAAAGAAAAAGAUUCCCUUUCCAUAUUUCAUUGCUCUGUUAAACAGCCCUGUGAGAAUCAUGAAAACACCCACCUUUAACACUGGCUGUAAUUAGUGAUUGUUAGAAAAAGAUAGAUGUUCCUGAUGGGAGCAUAAAUUUAUAAUUAAAAAACACACUUUAAAAACUAUUAAAAAGCCUGCUGCAAACAGUUUAGAAUGCUCAUGAACACAAGUUAAUUAAUAAUGGACUCUUGAUUAACAUUAAAACCCGUACUUGGCAGAUACAUGAGUUAUAUUAUGGGCAUUAUUACAUAACAGCAGUUCCCAACCAAGUCCUCAAGGAACAAAAAUCGUUCAAUAUUGUUUUCAAUAGGGAUCCUGACAAACAUGUUUUUCUUGAGGAACCACUGAUCUCGGGUAUCUGUUUUUAUUAAGCAUCGAAAUUUUACAUUAUAUCCAGGUACAUUCUGUCUGAAGAAGGAGAAUGGCUGGUGGAAGAGCUUGGAAUUAAAGUAGAGAGAGGAGAGGAUAAUUCUGUGAGCUUGCAGGAUGUGCGCAAAAUACAAAGAGAGGCAUCAAUGAAGUAAGAUGAGAAAAAGAUCUCCAAAGGAGAUGGUCUCCCUUUUUAUAAAGUGUGCUUUACUGAUAAAACAACAAAAAAAAGUUUUGUUUUUUUUUGUUUUCUGUUCCUGCCAAAACCGGUCCUGAGACAAAUGUCUAAAUAACCAAGUAACAUGCCUUGAUUAAUAUAUGACCUUUUCAGAAACGCUAGAUGCAUUUUCCAGAAGCAAAAAGCUUUUGGAUGUGAAGCAUGGAAUGUAAUUGAUUAUUUAAAGUACCACUACAAUUCGAAAACAUACUUUACUUUUUGUGUGCAUGUAAAAAUGUACUUUGCCACAAACUUUUGACUUUUCAAGUUACAACCCACUUUCUGUUCCAGCCCAGUUAACAUGUUUUCCCUUUCUUUCAUUUACUUAGAGCUUUUGCCCCAUAAGUAAUUUUUCAGUAACGUUUUCUCUAGUAAGAUUCUUAUGUUCGCAGUACAUAGAAAUUAGAGAUUUCUCCCCCACCCCCAAAUACACUAUUUUAGCCAUUAGAUGUCAGUUCCCUAGGCUUUGAUGUUUAGUAAGCAACCCUGUAUGUGAUCAAAUAUCCUAGCAGUGAGAAUCUGUGAAAGACAAGUCAGAGAAAAUAAAUAAUGUAGAAUUUCAAAAUACUUGCUAAUUCCAUAACAAGGAGAAUAAAAAAAAUUGAAAAACUUUUUCUAAUAUUUAUUUUAAUAUUCCUCUUUUAGCGAUGCAAACAUAUAACUUUUCUGAUGUUACCACUUGUUGUGUGAACAGGACACCAGGUUUAAGAAACUAAUGUAUGUUCGAAAAUAAAUAUUGCUGCAGGUCUAGAAGGAAGUGGGAUUUAGUAAAGCGGAAGAUAUGGACUGGGGGUACAGAAUCUGAAAUGUUUAACAAGCUGGAGAGCAUUGCUAUGAGUUCUUCCCCCAGGACACCUGUCCUUGGAUGCUAUAUAAGCAGAGCAUUGGAACCGUCUGCUGUAAAAGGAGAGGUAUGAUCAAUUCUGUGUGCCUUGCCUAAAGUAAUAAGGUAGAGACACUUUUUUACAAUUAAAUCUGUGUGCCACGUAAGCAAUUAGUAGUAUAGUUUUAUUUGUUUAAACUUAUUGCUAUCAGCUCAGGUUAAUACUUUUCUAAAUGUUAUUUUGGAUUCAUGGUGUAAAUUAGCCCAUCUCAUUUAUACGCACUCCUCAUUACACCUUUCAUUUCCCAUGCCAUUUACAUGUAGCAUUUGAAAAGGACCUCAGAUAAGUGCCUCUCCCUAGCUCCUUACAUUGGAGGUAUAUGAUGUAAUAAAAAAAAAUAAUAAUCUCUAGUUCGUAGUGCUGACUGGUAUUGGAAUUGGCACAGCUCCUUCUGGCUGUGCUUGUUCACUUCGCCUUCAGCUGCUUUUGCUAAAGAUAGUCCUUUUAGAUCACCCAAGCAGAAGAGUGGAAAUUGUGACAAAAGACUUCAGUAACAAAGAAAAUUGCACAUUUAAGUUAGUUCGUAUUUACUGUCUAUGGAAGGAGAACACACUACUUUUGCAGAUACAAACCUUUGUUUUUGUAUUCACUCAGUUUAUAACAAGCAGAGUGAACUGGGCCGUACAGAGCUCGGCUGUUGAUUACUUGCACUUGAUGCUGGUUGCCAUGAAGUGGCUUUUCGAGGAGUAUGACAUUGAUGGACGUUUCUGCAUCAGUAUCCAUGAUGAGGUGCGCUACUUGGUGCAGAGUGAAGACCGUUACCGAGGAGCAUUGGCUUUGCAGAUAACAAACCUUUUAACAAGGUAAAUGGUAAACAUGCACUUACACUGUACUCCGUAUAUCUUUUAAGAAGUCUCACUGAUCAUCAGCCAGUUUGUUAAAGCGCCACUAAAGGCACUGGCUCUGUAAUUUGACCCUGCAAUGUUAAACUUACAAGGUUAUUCACUAAAAGGAAAAUUCAAGUGAAUUUCCAGUUUAAGGUCAAAAUAGCUGAACUUGGGGGGAAAAAAAAAUAUCUAACUUCUGUUCUUCCAGUUCAGCUACUUUGACUUUGUUUGAAAUUAACUUUGAAUUCUCACUUGAGAGACUUAAACUGAUAGCGGUUUUGUAGAACUACUAUAGUUCCAUUGUAUGGUUUAUAAACCUCUAGUGAUAAUCUUCCUGGCAGCUGCUCCUGUUGGAGAAAGGGGUAAGUAAAACUCUGACACCUAAACUGUUACAGAAUACAAUAGCAUUAUGAAUGUUUGUAUUCCUAACGCUAUGGUAUUACUUUAACGUUGGAGUAUGUUUGAGGGUUAGUGUAUUAAAAAAAAAAAAAUUAUAAUUUUAAAAAUUGUUUAUAAUAAUAUUAAAACUUGUAUUUAACACCUAAAUGUUACUGUUAAAGGGAAUGCACUCUCUUAAUAUGAGAGUUUUGGUGUGUAGAUGUUGCCUCUUUACUUGGACAGUGUGAGACAUGUUUACAUUUGUCCAAGACAGCCAACUAUUGGCUCUUCAUCCCUAAGACUUUGCAAAAUCAAUGAUAUUUGUGUUCAGUAUCAGGAAACAGAAGCAUUGAAUUGGACAGAUUGCUAAUGUCUUGAAUGGAGCUGGAAUAAAUAUAGUUUUAUGGUCCACAAUGUCACUUAUGGUACAAAUAGUGUAUUCAAAAAGUAUUUACUAUAUGUGGGUAAUACGUCUAUUACAGAUAUUUACAUUACCGUGUUAAUUUUAGGAAGCCGCAUUCCCAAAAUACCAUAGUGCUCUUUAAAUAUCCAUAAGCAGAGUAUUUGUGACAUACCUGGAAUCCAGCAACAGGCAAAGCUUCCGGUGCUUAGUUCCAUGUCUCCAUCUGAGGUCACAUGGGCUUUGAACAGUCCCAUCACAAGCUUCUCAGAGAAGCCUGUGAUUGGAUUGUUUUGAUGGCUUUAAAAAAAAAAUAAAAAAAAAAAAAAGGGGGAGGGAAUGGCUAGCACAGCUUUUGCCAGUGCGCUAAAGACAGAUGCAAAGUAUGCAUAAAAUUGACAUUGGGCAGUCCGGAACAUUCUUCCAUGUGCUGGGGGUGCAACUAGCCCUAGCACACAAAUAACAGUAACUCACAUACAUACUUCUACUAACAUGGCCACUUCAAAUCACUAAAGUGGCCAUAGUGGUUGAAGUAAUGCGUUAACUCAUAGAUCAUUGAAUAUUCUGGUUUUCUGCAAUUUGGUGUGUUUUUGUGAUGCUCUUUAGUUCACCAAUUUAAUGCUUAGUGAAAAAACCUGUAUGGAAUUACAUAGAAACACUUGUUUGAUAUAAGUACAAUGGUCUUUGCACCAUUUUGAGAAGGUUGAUUUUUGUCUUACUUGCCUCAUGCUAGGUUUAUUCACAUUCCAUUCUACAAAGGACUUUUUCAUUUAGUCACCGUUCUGCCUUGUCAUUUCACAUGAAACAUCUGAAUAUUUCUACUUUUCCAGGUGUAUGUUUGCUUAUAAACUUGGCAUGCAGGAUUUGCCACAAUCUGUGGCUUUUUUCAGUGCGGUAGACAUUGAUCAGUGUUUGAGAAAGGAAGUCUCCAUGGAUUGUGUUACUCCUUCAAAUCCGAGUGGUAUUGAAAAGCGAUAUGGAAUUCCCCAAGGUAUGAGCAACUCCAUAGGACAGGGGCACUAUCCCCAUUCACACAAACACAGAAAACAUAAUUAUGUUUGUGGCUAAUUACAUUUAAUAUGAUCACACUAACCCACUCUAUUACCCAUCCCUCCUCCCCCAUAAGUACCCGUUGUGGGAGAAACUCAGACAUUCUAAGUGCACAGCCCUGGCCCCUAAUUUUAUGGGACUUAAAUAAUGCAAGGUGUGCCUUCUCACAAAUAUAUUAUAUUGCCUUAAGAUCCCUACAUCCAUAUCUAAUAUAAGACAUGGUGUGUGUGAAGACACCAAACAAAGUGCCCUUUACAGGGAGUGAAAAAUUUUUCAUACAUUUUAAAAGGUCAGGUAUACAAACACUGUACAACAUGCUAUACGUUGGCUUACUGUAAAUUUUUUUUAGAUGUGUUGUAUCUUUCUGAAAUAGUUCAAACUGUUUGUCAAAGCUAUGCUGAGAAAGGACAAAAUGACAUAGCAACAUUCUUAUCUAUUGUGAAGAUGUACACAUUUACAUUGCACUUUUUCAGAAUACACAUCUAUGGCUGUACAUCAUAAUCUACAGCUCUUAAUAGAAUACAUUCAAAUCAUAUUUAAAAAUAGCUUUUUUUUUUUGCAGGUGAAGCAUUGGAUAUCUAUAAGAUAAUUAAAAUAACCAAGGGUAUACUGUCAAAAGGGUAACAAAACAAGAUCUUGAAGUCUGGAUCAUUCUUGACUCCCAUGGAGUUGUCCAUCCAUCAAAACUGGUCAAAGCAUCUGUGUUAACAUUAGCUCAAGUAAUCCCUCCUACUUCACCUUUGUUCAGAAGUAAAAGAAUAUACAAAAUGAUUCAAUUCUAGAAUCCAUGUAAAUAACAUUUAUAACGUCAAAAAGUAUACACUUAGUGCUGUGGAAUUGGGUGGAUAUACUUUAAACUACUUCCUUUUUCUUCUCUUCUUUUUGGGUUCUUGACUUUCAACCUCCUCUGCUACAGACUAAAAAAAAAAAAAAAUUAGGUAUGACAGCCAGUAUUGUCUUACAUUAAUAUAUAGUGUAAAGUUAUGGGGCAAGAAGAAAGCACUACAUAGAUUAGAAUGACCAUGUGCAGUUUUGUGCCUGUUAAUUUCUGUACAUGUGUGAAUGUUCUGUUACAUCAUGCUGUAGUUCCACCAAUUUGCCUUUCAAUAAAAAUGAUACAUUGGAAAAUAUUUAAAAUAAAAAAAUAAGCAUCUAAAUUCUGCAAUAUUAUGGCAUGUAAUAUCUGCAUUUCGUGAAGCAAAUAAAAAAUACACCAGCUCUGAUCAAUUCUAUUAACUAUGGUAAAUGUGCACAAACUGCAGCAUCACUCAGGAUUUACAAAACAAUGUCCCGCUAACAUCUUGGCACAAAACAGCUCUUUGGGAUCUAAAUGAAAUAAAGCCACACAUUUAUAGGACUUCAUAAUAUGACUUUGGUUUUGUUUUAUAGAUUAAAAACUCAAACUAAAAUUAAGGUAGUACUGUUAGCUUGACUGUUGACAGUUCCUAUUGUUUGGUGGCAACGAGAUGGAAGAGAGAUAUUUACCAGAAGUUCUCCAUCCUCUAUUUUCUUGUUCUACUUAUCUGCCAAAUGAAUCCACCAUGUCCUGCUUUACGGGUGUAUAUUUAUACCUACAUUAGCAUACAAACUAUGGCAUGCAUUGCACAAACAGACGCCUGUCACUUGCAACAUGAAACACAUGGAAGCUUCAAUUUUUGCCAAAAAAAGUCAUAGUCCCUACGUUAUCUUCUGAUAUCUUUUAACUGCAAUGAAUUUCCAAUGCAUAUUCUGAGAUUUAUAUAUUUCUAAGAUUCCAAUUAAAAAAAAAAAAAAAAAACCUCGUGCAAGUAUGCAAUUUUUAUAUGAAAAUGGCAAAAAAUGAAUGCAUCAAGCAUUCCACACUUGCCUAUAGUUUAGGCCCAAACUAAAAUUAGCAGAAUGUUGCCAUGGGCAAGAAAUGAAGUGCCAUGUUUUGCAAGCUAUUGUGAAAUGUUGCAGAAACAAUCAUUUAGGACUGUGUAUAUGAGUUUUCUAUUUGCCUUGUGAUAUUUAAAUAUUACACAGUAUGAGUAUUAAAUAAAUACAGGCAAAGCCUGGAGAGAUCUCUAA
Messenger RNA from Pelobates cultripes (western spadefoot toad), 25367 nucleotides. Lineage: Eukaryota; Metazoa; Chordata; Amphibia; Anura; Pelobatidae. The record is from the annotation of a GenBank genome assembly.